CUUGCACCUUGUCAACGCCACAAUUUUGAACCUUUUCACUCAUCUUCGUCUUCUCACUUUACCGCCUGUGCACUCCUCUCGCCAACGUCAAGAUGGGUGGCGAUCUCAAUUUGAAGAAAUCAUGGCAUCCCUCGUUGAUGACCAACCAGAAAAAAGUAUGGGAGGAAGAGAAGAAGGCGCUCGACGAGCGCAAAAAGAUCGACCAGAUCAUGAAGGAGCGCGCGGAAGAGAGACAACUACAGGAACUCGAAGAUCUACAAGAGUCUGCGGGCGGGAAGAAGAGACAGGCCCGCGUUGACUGGAUGUACUCUGGGCCUUCUAGCGGACAAGUCGGCACUACCGAAGAAAUGGAAGGGUAUUUGCUGGGAAAGAGACGCAUUGAUGGACUACUCAAAGGCGGCGAGAAGGAGAAGCUACAGAAAUCAGCGACGGAGGAGUCCUUCAUGGCUGUCCAGAAUGCGAACACGCUCCGAGAUACCGCCGCAAAGAUUCGAGAAGAUCCUAUGCUCGCGAUCAAGAAACAAGAACAAGCGGCCUAUGAAGCAAUGAUGAAUGAUCCCGUCAAGAGACGGUUAUUGUUGAAAGCAGCGGGCAAGGAAGAACCUGACGCGGAGAGAGAGCCCAAGCGAAGAAAACAGCGUCAUCACCACCACCGGAGUCAUCGUGACGAACGUGACAGGCCUGACAAGUCGCGCAGCUAUAGGGACGAGGACGAGGAUCGCAAUGGACGCAGCAAAUACAGACGACGAAGAUCUUAUACACCAUCAGAGUCUCGCUCGCGUUCACGUUCGCCGCCUCGAAGAAGUGACAGAUCACCUUCACCCUACCGGAAACGUCGCUCUUACACGCCGGAGGAAAGAAGGCGCCCACGGUCACGAUCACGGUCGUACUCACCCCCACGGCGGAAUGGAAAUAGCAAUGGAGUGCGGAAAAUGCAGAGCUGGCAUUCGUCGAGGCCGGAGCGACGCCACUCGAGAAGUCCCAGACGGGAUCCACAGAAGGACAAUGCGGAUGAAGAGAGAAGAGCAGCGAAGCUGGCGGCGAUGCAGCAGGAUGCAACAGAACUCGACAGUCAGAGGGAGUGGCGACUGGCGGAACUGGCAGAGCGUGAAAAAGCUGACCGGGAAAGAGACAAUGCUGCUCGUAUGAAGAACGCAAAAUACGGUGGACGGGCGGAUUUCGUGGAUCGAUUCCACAAGAAGGCCGGUGAUAUGACUUUGGGACAACGCAUGGGAAGAAACGGCGUGUCACAGAAGGGUGAUGAUGAAUGAUGACUGUAUAAAGAAUAAAGAUCUCUUUGUGCCAGCCA
Messenger RNA from Exophiala viscosa, 1309 nucleotides. RefSeq names its product Pre-mRNA splicing factor-domain-containing protein. Gene Ontology annotation, biological process: mRNA splicing, via spliceosome. The record is from RefSeq and is a predicted model, not a curated record. Bases 93 to 1271 code for a protein of 392 amino acids. NCBI's taxonomy places the organism in Eukaryota, Fungi, Ascomycota, Eurotiomycetes, Chaetothyriales, Herpotrichiellaceae. Gene Ontology annotation, cellular component: U2-type spliceosomal complex. The transcript has a single exon.